This is a messenger RNA of Puccinia graminis f. sp. tritici CRL 75-36-700-3, 549 nucleotides long. RefSeq lists its product as uncharacterized. NCBI's taxonomy places the organism in Eukaryota, Fungi, Basidiomycota, Pucciniomycetes, Pucciniales, Pucciniaceae. The record is from RefSeq and is a predicted model, not a curated record. The transcript has a single exon. The coding region runs from base 130 to 549 and encodes 139 amino acids.
AACUCAGCCCACCCAACUCAGCCAACCCAACUCAACCCAUCCAACUCCGCCCACCCAAAUCUACCACCACAACUCAGCCCACCCAACUCAACCCACCCAACUAAUCAAUCUCAGCACCAGAACCACCCAAUGGCUGCAACUCGAUCGACCCGAGCUCACCAAACGCGCAGCAGCUCAAAAAGGACCAGUUCCGCUGCAAAGACCCAGGCCACCCAUAAAAAAGGACAUGCAGUCAGAAAGCAAGCUAGCUCUUCCAGAAAGAAGGCAACAUCCGGAAAGCGACAACCUAACCAUACUGAUGAGAAUACGGACGAAAAUACUGAUGAGGAUGACCACCGCGAUACCACCCCUGAGCCCACAGCAACCCAGCAACAUAGGUCUUCUGCAACUGAGUCUGGCCAAUGUAACUCCGGCUCCAACAAUAUCCAACUAACUCUUGACAACUUCGAAAGCCAAUUAGACAAUUGGUCAAUACUUCAACUGCGCCAAACACUCAACAAAAACAAAGACACCCGAUCCAAUAGGAUUCCACCUGAAGUUCAAGAUUGA